GGAAGAGUUUCUGAGACGUAGAGGAAAGAGAGGAAGAAGAGAAAAGAAGGAGAUCACUGCUCAUUUCUCCCUUAAAGGGAUAGUUCUACAUUAUUUCUUGGGCCGUCAAACAAUUCCAACAAGGAAAGUUGAUGAAGAACUAGCUUAUGUAGUAUUGCUUCGACUAAUUUGCGUACAAAUACAUAUCCAAACACAAUAAUGUACCAACUCUCCAUAUUUCACCUUGUUCUUAUACUUCUCCUCUUCUUAUUUCCACUCCUGAUAUUUUGGAAAAGAUUCAAAACACAAAAAAGUUCAGCUUCUAAGCUACCCCCAGGACCAUGGAAGCUUCCUUUUAUCGGAAACUUGCAUCAGUUGAUUGGUUCGCCGCUACACCAUCGAUCUUUCAGAGACUUGUCGAAGAAAUAUGGACCAGUCAUGAAAUUAGAACUAGGCGAGGCUUUGACAUUUAUAGUUUCCUCAGUAGAAGCAGCCAGAGAGGUUUUGCAGACUCAUGAGCUUGCUUUUGCUCAAAGACCAAAAACCAUUGGGUUUGAAGUAGUGGCAUCUGAUCAUCCGGGUCUUAUUGUCUCUCCUUACGGAGAAUACUGGAGACAUAUGCGCAAAGUUUGCGUCAUGGAGCUACUUAGUGCUAAGCGAGUUCAGUCUUUCCAAUCGUUACGAGAAGAAGAGGCUUCGAGAUUUAUCGAGUCCAUAUCCUCGUCUUCUCAUCAACAAGUACCUAUCAACCUCAGCAAGACGCUGUUUUUGGUUACAAAUGGCAUGAUUGCGAGGGCGGCGUUCCAUAAGAAAUGCAAAGAUGAAGAUGAAUUUAUAGCAUCUGUGAAGGAGUUAGUAACACUUAGUACUGGCUUUACUGUGCCAGAUUGCUUCCCUUCGAUUAAGUUUCUUAGUUACAUGACCGGUUUGAAGCCUAGACUUAUGAGGAUGCAAAAAAAAUUGUACCAGAUUCUUGACGACAUUAUUGAUGAGCAUAAGAUGAAGCAUGAUUCCACAAGCAAGGUUGAUGAGGAAGAUAAGCAAGAUCUGGUUGAUGUGCUUCUGGAAGUCCAGAAAUUGAAUGAUCAAAAAUUUGAAAUCACGACCAACCAUAUAAAACUUGUGAUUCUGGAUAUCUUUGCAGCAGGAAGUGAAACUGCAGCAACUACCUUAGAAUGGGCAAUGUCGGAACUAGUGAAGAAUCCAAAAAUACUGGAGAAGGCACAAGCCGAGGUAAGAGAAGUCGUAGGAGGAAAGGGGAAAGUCAAAGAGAGUGACAUUCAGAAGUUGGAUUAUAUGAAAUGCAUUGUGAAAGAAACACUCCGAUUACACCCUCCAGUUCCCUUUGUAGCAAGAGAAUCAAGGAAAAGAUGCGUAAUUUUAGGUUACGAGAUUCCGUCGAAAUCGCGAGUGGCAGUCAAUGCAUGGGCACUAGGAAGAGAUCCAGAAGUUUGGGACAAUGCUGAAUGCUUUCAGCCAGAGAGGUUCAUUGGUUCUUCCAUUGAUUUGAGAGGAACAAACUUUGAGUUUCUCCCAUUUGGGGCUGGGAGGAGAAUGUGUCCCGGCAUAACAUUAGCUUUCGCAAAUGUUGAACUAAUACUUGCUCAAAUGUUGUACCACUUUGACUGGGGACUACCACAUGGUGCCAAAGGAGAAGAACUUGACAUGUCUGACGUAUAUGGAAUAACCUGUAGAAGGAGGGAUGAUCUUUACUUAGUUUCCACUACUAUUAUACCUCAUCUUAAGUAGAGCUAUUGAAUUAGAAUGUCAAUUAUGUGAGUGCGAAUCCUGUUUGUAUUUCAAGCGAGUACUAUUUCAUCUAAAAUGAGAUCUUUUUGUUUGUUUUGAGGGAAAAUAAUAAUAAUAAUAAUAAUAAGCCUGUGAUGGCAUAUAUG
This is a messenger RNA of Morus notabilis, 1874 nucleotides long. RefSeq names its product premnaspirodiene oxygenase. The transcript has 3 exons. Gene Ontology annotation, molecular function: oxidoreductase activity, acting on paired donors, with incorporation or reduction of molecular oxygen; iron ion binding; heme binding. The record is from RefSeq and is a predicted model, not a curated record. NCBI's taxonomy places the organism in Eukaryota, Viridiplantae, Streptophyta, Magnoliopsida, Rosales, Moraceae. The coding region runs from base 199 to 1728 and encodes 509 amino acids.